Messenger RNA from Oryctolagus cuniculus (rabbit), 1171 nucleotides. NCBI's taxonomy places the organism in Eukaryota, Metazoa, Chordata, Mammalia, Lagomorpha, Leporidae. The record is from RefSeq and is a predicted model, not a curated record.
CAGGACUGGCAGGUCUGAGAGGUGGGGCAGUGUCCUGUUGGCACGGCGAGGGGGAGGCGAGAAAGCUCAGGAGAGAAGAUGUGCAGAGAGGGCGAGGCGGGUGGCUAGCACAGUGUGCUGGGGGGAGGCCGGGAGCCCCAGCCUCCCCCUCCCUCCACGUCCUGCUGAUGCCCCACACCUGACUCAGGGAGGGUCAGGUGCCACCUCCUCUGUACUCCUCUGCUCCCUGGACUGGAUCUGCCUCCAAGUUCAUGGCUGUGUGCUCCAUCCUCCACAAGUGACAUGGCAACACCCCUCCCUCCGGAGAGAAGGGCCUGUGAGCGGGACGUGCAGUGUGGGGCAGGCACCUGCUGUGCUGCCAGCCUGUGGCUGCGUGGCCUGCGGAUGUGCACCCCACUGGGGCGCCAAGGAGAGGAGUGCCACCCCGGCAGCCACAAGAGGCCCUUCUUCGGGAAACGCCAGCACCACACCUGCCCCUGCUCGCACAAGCUGCUGUGCUCCAGGUUCCUGGACGGCAGGUACCGCUGCUCCACGGACCUGAAGAGCAUCACCUUCUAGGAGCUGUCCGUUCUCAGGACACGCGCCCGGCCUCGGGGGCUUCCUCUGGAUUUUCCUUUUCCGCCAUGCACCCAGCUCCCCUCAGCUCCCCUGGCCCACGGCUCCCACCUGAUCCCUGCCCAGGACACACAAGUAGUCCCAGCGAGGGGCUGCGGCCCUGAGGAGUGCCAGCCGCUUCUUCCCUGCUGAGAGGCUGUAGGGGGUGGAGAGGACGACACUCCCCACCCCGCCACCCCGCAUGCACCCUUUCCCUGACACCGGCAUCUGAACACAGGCCCUCGGCUGCAUGGCCAGACUCGCUGGUGCGAUGCCCUUUGUGCAAGGUCUCUGACCUCCAGACCUGAGGGCCCGGCAUCUGCCUUUGAUGGGAUAAGUCAUUAUUUGCAGACCACGGGCCCAAGGUCAGCUCUUUCCAGACAGCAGUGGACAGUCCCUCGUGCAGUUGUGGGGAAACCAUUAGGAUCAGUCAGAUUCCUGAUGGCUGUAAUCUCGCCUGCCUGAGCCCAAGACCUGUGACCUGUGACCGGCCUGUGUCCCUCCUGACCUUCACUGGGAACCAUUGGAGCCCCCACUUCCCACUGCCUCCUCAUUAAACGCAAUGCGGCAGGGUUCG